Molecule: messenger RNA, 4329 nt
Organism: Nezara viridula (southern green stink bug)
Lineage: Eukaryota; Metazoa; Arthropoda; Insecta; Hemiptera; Pentatomidae
Source: the annotation of a GenBank genome assembly
AUGGAACGCAGUACAGGCGCAGUAGUGGAACAAGAGAGGACCAAGUUUAGAGGUCUCCCAACUCAGUAUGUAGUGCAGUGCCGAUGGACAUACACGAUGAGCUACUACUUCCAGUCCAAAUACGCUGAAGAAAACAAUCUGCGCUACCUAGACAGGAAGGAUACGACCAUCUUGAUCCUGAGUAUUCUGGCGGCCGUGGGUAAUGGCUUUCUAGCUCCUUACAACGUGGCCGCCCUCCUUACGCCGCUGCUGACGAUAUUCAUCAAAGUGGAAACCCCUGGCAAUCUACAAAACAUCAACGUGACCGAAGAGAUUUCAAAAUUCACGGACUAUGGCUACGAUUAUUAUAUGAUCGGUUUGAUGAAUUUUUCAUUCGGCUUCGUCCAGAUCAUAGCUUCCGAAACAGUUUCCCGUAACAUAAUGGCCAAAAUUAAGGCUGCCUAUCUGUCAAAAAUAUUGUCGAUGGAGCUUGGAUGGUGCGAUAAAUCGCAAGAACAGUUCGUCAACACCAUGUCUCACGACUUACAGAAGAUGAUGGUAUUAUUCGACAGUAAGAUGACAUCUGCGGUAGAUAUGUUUUCAUUUUUCUUCUUUGGUUGUGUGGCUGGCUUUGUCGUAUCUUGGAAGGUAGCCAUUUUGACCUUUGGGUUGAUGUUGAUUGCUAUAACAGUGAUAUACUUUAUCAUGCAAGCAUCAAAGAAGGUAGGAAACUUGAGACAACAAUACAAUGGAAAAUGUACAAAAAUCAUUUCUGAAGUACUUGGAAAUGUCCAGACAGUAAAUGCAUAUGGAGGUGAAUAUAAAGAAAUUAAAAGGUACAAGAGUAUAUUCAAGAUGAGCAAUAAAUAUGGAUUAAAACAUGCCAUACUGAUCUCCAUAGGAAAAGCAUUCAACUAUUUACAAUUAUGCACUUGCUAUAUGGUAGCUUAUUACUUUUCAGUGAGGUUGUACCUUGUAGACGAUUUCGAUCCUGGCUAUAUAGCGAUUAUUUUAUCAGCUCAAAUUAAUGCUAUAUACCACUGCACAUAUAUGCUGAGUACUGUCUUUGAACUCUUCAUGGCAACUGAUUCAGCUUACAGGGUUAUGAUGUUCCUUGACAGAGAUACCAGCUAUAGUGAUUCAACUGAUCAAGGAAUCAUACCAAAAACAUUUGAGCCCAAUAUUUCUUUUAAAAAUGUUCAAUUCUCCUAUCCAACAACCUUACAUACAAAGGUUCUCUGUGAUCUGACAUUGGACAUAGAGCCUGGUAAAGUCACAGCCAUUGUGGGAACCAGUGGUGCAGGAAAAAGUACCAUUGUAAGCCUGAUUUCACGCCUUUAUGACGUAACUGGUGGGCAGAUACUUGUUGGAGGAGUGGAUAUGAGGAAACUAAAUAUAUGCUGGUUACGGAAUCAAAUUGGUGUCGUUGGACAAGAACCUAUGCUUUUUGAUACUUCAAUAGAAGAGAACAUCAGAUAUGGCAAAACUACUGCAACUUUGGAGGAAAUCAUCGAAGCAGCUAAGAUUUCUUAUGCUCACGAUUUUAUAGAGAAAUUACCUUCAGGUUAUGGGUGUAUUGCUGGUGAAAAAGGUACAAAAUUAUCAGGAGGUCAGAAACAAAGAAUUGCUAUAGCAAGAGCAAUGGUCAGAAAGCCGAAAAUGCUCAUUCUUGAUGAAGCCACUUCUGCACUAGAUUUAUAUUCAGAAGGCAUUGUACAAAAAGCCCUUGAUAACGCCAUGCAAGGCAGGACAACCUUGAUCAUUGCUCACAGAAUGUCAACAGUGAGAAAGGCUGAUGUAAUUUAUGCUAUAAAUGAAGGUCGUGUCGUGGAAAAAGGCUCUCACACUGAACUGAUGGAUCUCAAAGGUUUUUAUUACUCACUAGUAAAGGUUCAGAAACUUGAUGAAAAGGACAAAGUUGCCACAAUAAAUGUUAAUAAAGACGAAUUUUUUGAUGAAGACAUUGUUGAUGACAACAAUUUGGAGGCAUCAGAAAGUAUAAAAAUGAAGUAUAAGAACCUGAGGCUGAAUAAGAAAAACUUUAAAACGAUAAUCGUUUGGUUCCUAGCCGUUUUGUUCACAGUCAUCAUGUCAGCAUUUCUUCCAGUUUUCUUCUAUAUCUAUACAAUGUUUUUUCAGUCCUACACAUAUAUGAAAGAUGAACUGAGCAGGAUAGCCUUGAUUAAUGCUGGUUAUAUCUUUGGUUUGGGCACCAUUGCAUUUCUCUCAGCAGUUUUGUCGGGUACAAUGUCAACUAUGGCAACUCAACUUUGGUUGAAAAAACUACAGGUAAAAGCUUUUUAUAAAAUAGUUUCUAUGGACAUAAGUUGGUUCGACAGAAGUGGAUGCUCGCCUAACGAAUGCCUUGAGGUAUUGACCAAUAGCCCUCCACUCAUCGAAUCAGUUACAGGAGAUAAGGCAUCUCAAGUUAUCAUCUUCAUGAUUUCAUUACUAUUUUCCAUCGGCUAUUCAUUCUUCAUAAGUACAAGCAUAACAUUGGCAAACCUCCCCAUUAUCCUUUUUGUCAUUAUCAUCAACUGCUUCAGAAUGAAGUCCAGAGUCACUGACACUAGAUCUGCCUCCAUUGCGACCAGGUCAACCAAGGUUGCGAUAGAAUAUGUUCAAAAUGUAGAUACAAUCCAGACACUUAACUGUCAAAAGCAUGUCAUAAACCAGUAUCAGGAUAUGCUAGCACUUUCUAAGAGUGAAGCUUUUGUAAGCAUUAUUUGGUAUGCUGUUGUUUAUGGUUUGUCAAAGAGUCUGAUCCGAUUGGCAAUGGGAACAACAUUUAUUGUAGGAGCUGAUGACAUUGCCUUCGGUAACCUUCGAGGAACAUCACUUAUUGGAAUCAUCUCAGCCUUAAGUUUUACAUCCAUGCUAGCCGGACCUGCCUUGAUUUUAAUGAGCCAGUACCCAGCAGCGAGGCAAGCAUUAUCUCGACUCCACAGAAUUGCCAAUACCAAAACAUCUGUCAACAUGUUAUCAGAUAAAGGGAUUAUUCCAGAAAUAAUCGGAAAUAUAGUCUUCCAUGAUGUAAUGUUCUCUUAUCCAACAAGGGACAAAGUGCUAGUUCUCAAAAAGUUGAAUCUUAAGAUCGAAGCAGGAAAGACGGUAGCUAUAGUAGGGGACUCAGGAUGCGGUAAAUCGACAAUCAUCUCACUUCUGGAGAGGUUCUAUCUUCCCAAUGAAGGGAAAAUAUUCAUCGACGGAAAUGACAUUAAUAACAUAAACGUGAGGUAUUUGAGGAGCCAAAUGGGUCUCGUUUCUCAAGAGCCAGUUUUAUUUGAUAUGACAAUAAAGGAAAAUAUUCUAUAUGGUUUAGAAGAAGAGGUACCUAUGGAAAAGAUUAUAGAAGCUGCGAAAAUAGCAAAUAUUCAUAAUUUUAUUAUGAAGCUUCCUCAGGCUUAUGAUACUUCAGUUGGAGAAAGAGGUUCAAAAUUAUCCAUGGGUCAGACGCAAAGGAUUACAAUCGCCAGAGCCGUCCUCAGGAGACCCAAGAUAUUACUUUUAGACGAACCUACUUCUGCAUUGGACACAGAAAAUGAGAAAGCUGUACAGGAAGCUUUGGAGAAUGCUUCAGUCGGUAAAACAACUAUUGUGAUAGCACACCGAUUGUCUACGAUCCGUAAAGCAGACAAGAUAAUCAUUCUUAAGUCAGGCGAAGUAGCAGAAGAAGGGAGCCAUGAAGAGUUGAUGGAAAAGAGAGGCCAUUAUUUCAACCUGUUUAGUAGAUGAUGUUAUUAUACAAUAACAGCUAAGUCAAGAGUUGUAUAUAAUUAAAAUACAGCAAAUGUAAAUAAUGUUUUUUCAAUUUUAUAUUAAUAAAAAAAUUAAAAUAAUAUUAUAUUUAUUCUGUAACAUAUCUUAUAUUAUAAGGUACUUUUCUGUUAUUACCCACCAUUAAAAAAAAAACUAAGUUUUUUAAAAAUUAUAAUUUAAAUAUGCGGCAUAAAAAAAUAUAUGAUUACAUGUUAAAAAAAAAAAAUCAUGCAUUGUUCAAACGAUAAAGAUGAAUUUGAGAAAAUUGUUUAGAGUAGUGUAUGAUGAUAGAUCUCCUGUGAAAUUUGAUCAGGAUCACGGUAUUAUUAAGGAGAGCAAAAUGUGUGAAUUUGGCCACUCUAUGUCAAUUAAAUGUAGAGUAAACUGAGGUCCACGUUGUAGGUGUUCAAGAUAUAUGUGUCAGUGCAAAUGCAGUAAAGGAGAAUGAUAGAUUUGUACUUGUGGAAAUCCCUUUGUAGGAAAAGGUAUCAAAAAAUUUGAAGCACUUUUGCGUUGUAUUAAAAAUUCCAUGGCUCUAAAAAACUGAAUAAAUAUUGUAUUUUUGUUACAUCACAUUUAAUAAAGUCAUAU